Vitrella brassicaformis is the source of this 2402-nucleotide messenger RNA. The record is from the annotation of a GenBank genome assembly. NCBI's taxonomy places the organism in Eukaryota, Vitrellaceae.
CUGCUCUGCUUGGGAAUCUAUCCAUUUUGUUUGUCCGACACUAUCAGCCAAGGAAGACUGUCUGUCUGCGCGCGUCAUGCGUCAGUCGAUUUCUUGACGCUUUCCUGAAGUGUCCUCUCCAAGUCCCUCAUGGCCUCAUCCAACACCUGCACACCACACGCCGCACGAAGACACAGACAACCAACCACAAUGAAAUACACGCGCAUUCACACACUCGUGCGUACCUCUUCGCUGACGAUAGGCGCUGCCCGUCUGGGCCGGACCACUCUGAAGCUCUCAAAUGACGACCCACUGGGCCUGCUGCUGCUCUCCAUGCUACUGCUGCUGCUGCUGCUGCUGCUGGCAUUGCUCGCAUGUUUGUCUGGCGGGGCUGUAUGGUGUCGCAAUGGGGCGGGGCGGUCACGAGAGAAAUCUGACACACACAAGGAAGGGGCACAAAGCGCAUAUCAUAGCAGGUAGAAAUGUGCCAGCCGCGCGUUCUUUCUCUCACCAAAUGUCACAUAGGUGUCGUCAUCUGCUGCUCCAUCGUCGGCCGCUGCCGAGGUGGGCAUCGUUGUCGUCGCGUGUUGGCGGCUGUGUGUGCCUAGCGCCCUCCUGCUCUUGCGGCCGCCCCCUGCUGCUGCUGCUGCUGCUGCUGGCGCAUGAUCAGGAGGGUGUGAUACCUGGCAGACAUACAGACAGACAACAGACAGACAGACAGACAGACGGAAAUGCAGAGAUAUAGAAGUGAUUGUGUGGUUCCGUGGACGGAUGUGUGCCCACCUGGCCUCUUCCCAUGCCCAGAUUGCUCCACGACGGCCGGCCUCUGCAAGUGGUCGAGUGAACGGGAGAAUGCAUCGAAUGCGACACAUGCAUACCUCUUGUGGCGUUGUGACUGGCUGUCGGCCGCAUCUGCUGCUGUGGCUGCUGCUGCUAGUGGCCUCUCGUCAUGGCCACCCACACUUCCCCUCUGUCUGCCGCUCUCAGCAAUCAUCAUCAUGUGUGCAGAGGACCACUCUGUUUGACAGACACCCACACACAGAGGACAGCCAGCAGAGUGAGAGACAGAGGGAGCCAUUUUCUCUCUACCUGUGUGUGGGUCGUCAUCGAUGAGGCCAUGUUGAGCGUCAGCAGCAUCGGCUGAGUCAGCGAGGAGGGGCACAGGCGUCGGCGGCGGGAUGGCCGCCGUGUCGUACUGGUAAUCCAUCAACAGACCUAUGUCCUAUCCUCCACACACAAAGACACGCACAGCCGUCCGUCUCUCUGUCCGCCAAUGCACCCACUGACCGACCUCCUUAGUGAGCUGCAGCACAUCGUCAGGCCGCGCCUUCAUCAGAGCCGACCACAUCCGACGCUCACGCUUGCGCAUGAAGCUGCACACAACACAACACACCGGCCCUUGUGCGUGUGUGUGUGUCGACGUGUGCUCGUCGCGAGCCUCUGACUUGAUGGCGGCAAUCCAGGAAAUGAAGCAGAAGUUCUGCCAGUGAGGCCGACCUGUUUGCACACAGACACACGCAUAAACAAACACCCACACAGUGUGUGAGGGGGAGGAGCUUCCCACCACACGCACGCUAAUUACCAGCUUCGCAUCUCAUCUCCUGCAGCUCAAAAUACGACCGAACCAGACCCUACACACACCGACAGACACAGACAGACACAGACAGAGAGAGAGAGAGAGAGAGGGUGCAGUCAUCCGUCCAGCGUCGAUUGUUGUUUGUUUGUGUUGCCGACCUCGUUGAUGCGUAUGAUGGCUGGGUGCAUCUUGGCCUCCUUCAUCUCCUCCAGUAUCAACAACGCCUGGACAGUCAGUGCACCCAGGAAUGCGACGAGCGUUCGUGACUGAAUGCGCCGAGUGUGCAGACCUGUUCGCUUCUGUGUCUGUGUGAGAGAAUGAAUCCGUGCAGCUUCAGCGUGUAAGUCGCCUCGUCCAGCAGCAUAUUCUGACUCCUGCCGGCACACAUGAUACCAACACACACGCAACCACUCAUAUGCUGCCCUCAUCGCAAUAGCCUCGCCGCUCACUCACUUCAUCUGCUCGAAGAGUCUUUCCCAUUCGCACCAGUCCCUCUCAACGAUGGCCCGCCACAGUCGCCAAUAAUACGUCAUCUUGCUCUCUGCCCUCACCUAAUCCACGCACGCACACACACACACACACAUACAGACCAGACAGGCAUACACAGAUCCAUGAUGAGUGCAGAUGGCUGCCUCUCCCGCCUACACACCUUCAUGUGCUUGCCCUCUCUGUCGACCUUGACAGGAGCCUUCACAGCCUUCCUGUGAUGGGCUGAUGGGUAGAUGGUUAGAUCAGCACGUUGACUCAACAUCGGCGGCAGGCGAUGCCGCAACAACGCGCGACUCCUCGUCAGCUGCGGGCUGCCAUGCGAUAGGGCAAGGCCAGAAGCACUGCAGACCAUCUUUCU